Messenger RNA from Melospiza georgiana, 2226 nucleotides. It is a transcript of the gene BIN3, whose product is annotated as bridging integrator 3. Bases 1389 to 2150 code for a protein of 253 amino acids. Gene Ontology annotation, cellular component: cytoplasm; actin cortical patch. Lineage: Eukaryota; Metazoa; Chordata; Aves; Passeriformes; Passerellidae. The record is from RefSeq and is a predicted model, not a curated record. Gene Ontology annotation, molecular function: protein binding; lipid binding. The transcript is spliced from 9 exons. Gene Ontology annotation, biological process: actin cortical patch localization; endocytosis; plasma membrane tubulation.
CUGCCCACACCCAUCCCCUUCCCUGUGCCCUUGCCCACCCUAGGGUGUUCCUGGGCACCCCCUGCCCAUGCCCAUCCCAGGAAUCCCUUCCCUGUGCCCUGGCCCACCCCAGGGAAUGCUCCUGGGCACCCUCUCCGUGCCCUCACCCAGCUCAGGAUGCUGCCAGGCAGUUCCUGACCCUCGCCCACCCCAGGAAUGCUCCUGGGCAUCCCCUCCCUGUGCCACUGCCCACUCCGGGCUGUUCCUGGGCAUUCCAGGCUCCUGCCCUCACCCACUUCUGGGGUGUUCCUGGGCAUUCCCUCCCUGUGCCCUCACCCACCCUGGGCUGGAUCCAGGCAAUUCCUUCUUGCCCACCAUUAAAUUCCUUCUCCUUGCCCACCUUGGGGUUGACCCAUUAAAUUCUUUCUCCUCGCCCGUCCUGGGGUUGAUCCAGGCAAUUCCUUCUUGCCCAUCAUUAAAUUCCUCCCCCUUGCCCACCUGGAGUUGAUCCAGGCAAUUCCUUCUCCUUGCCCACCCCAGGGAUGAUCCAGGCAAUUCCAUCUUGCCCAUCCCGGACUGAUCCAGGCAAUUCCUUCUCCUUGCUCACCCUGGGGUUGAUCCAUGAAAUUCCUUCUUUUCCACCCCAGGGGUGAUCCACAAAAUUCCUUCUCUUUGCCCACCCUGGGGUUGAUCCAGGCAAUUCCAUCUUGCCCAUCCCGGACUGAUCCAGGCCAUUCCUUCUUGCCCAUUUUGGGGCUGAUCCAUGAAAUUCCUUCUCCUUGCCCAUCCCGGACUGAUCCAGGCCAUUCCUUCUUGCCCAUCCCGGACUGAUCCAAGCCAUUCCUUCUUGCCCAUUUUGGGGCUGAUCCAUGAAAUUCCUUCUCCUUGCCCAUCCCUGACUGAUCCAAGCCAUUCCUUCUUGCCCAUUUUGGGACUGAUCCAUGAAAUUCCUUCUCCUUGCCCAUCCCAGGGCUGAUCCAGGCCAUUCCUUCUUGCCCAUUUUGGGGCUGAUCCAUGAAAUUCCUUCCCCUUGCCCAUCCCAGGGCUGAUCCAGGCCAUUCCUUCUUGCCCAUUUUGGGGCUGAUCCAUGAAAUUCCUCCUCCUUGCCCAUCCCAGGGCUGAUCCAGGCAGUUCCUUCUCCCGGCCUACCCCAAGGACUCUCCACAGCUCCCAGCCGUUUAUCUCCACCCCUCCCGCCCCAUUUGCAGCCCUUUUCACCCAAACCGGGCGAAUUUCGGGAUUUUUCUCCCCGCGCGCCAUCCCCGUGACGUCACCCCCCGGCCAUGUGACGUCACGCCCCCGCCGCGUGACGUCACCGCAGCGCGCGGUCCCGGCGGGUGAGCGCUGGCGGAAGGGGCGGGGCUAAAACCGGCGGCACUUCCGGGAGCGGCGCGGGGCGGAGGGGGAACAUGAGCUGGAUCCCGUUCAAGAUCGGGCAGCCCAAGAAACAGAUUGUACCCAAGACAGUGGAGAGAGACUUUGAAAGGGAAUAUGGGAAGCUGCAGCAAUUGGAAGAUCAGACCAAAAAACUUCAGAAGGAUAUGAAGAAAAGCACAGAUGCAGAUUUGGCCAUGUCCAAAUCUGCAGUGAAGAUCUCCUCAGACCUGCUGUCCAACCCCCUGUGUGAGCAGGAGCCCGCGUUCCUCGAGAUGGUCACAGCCUUCGACACGGCCAUGAAGAGGAUGGACGCCUUCAACCAGGAGAAGGUGAAUCAGAUCCAAAAGACAGUCAUAGAGCCUUUGAAAAAGUUCAGCAGCGUUUUCCCAAGCCUGAACAUGGCAGUGAAGCGCCGGGAGCAGACGCUGCAGGACUACAAACGCCUUCAAUCCAAGGUGGAAAAAUAUGAGGAAAAGGAGAGAACUGGCCCUGUCCUGGCCAAGCUGCACCAGGCCCGCGAGGAGCUGCGCCCGGUCAAGGAGGACUUUGAAGCCAAGAACAAGCAGCUCCUGGAGGAGAUGCCCAAGUUCUAUAGCAGCCGCAUCGAUUACUUCAAACCCAGCUUCGAGUCGCUGGUCCGGGCACAGGUUGUCUACUACACGGAGAUGCACAAGAUUUUUGGGGACCUGACGGCGCAGAUCGACCGGCCCGGGCUGAGCGACGAGCAGCGCGAGCGCGAGAACGACGCCAAGCUCAGCGAGCUGCGCGCCCUCUCCAUCGUGGCUGAUGACUGAGGCCAGGCUGGGCACGGGCAGGGGAUGGGCAUGGGGAUGCCCCUCGUUCUCAGCCCAGCUGCCCCUCCCAGGGAUG